Molecule: messenger RNA, 2656 nt
Organism: Uloborus diversus
Lineage: Eukaryota; Metazoa; Arthropoda; Arachnida; Araneae; Uloboridae
Product: V-type proton ATPase subunit H-like
Biological process (GO): proton transmembrane transport
Cellular component (GO): vacuolar proton-transporting V-type ATPase, V1 domain; lysosomal membrane
Molecular function (GO): proton-transporting ATPase activity, rotational mechanism
Source: RefSeq, a predicted model, not a curated record
GAAUUGUUUAAGCCCACCAAGCAUACUAAAAAGAAAAGUGAUUCAAUCUGGAGCCCCUUCUUGACUUUACUGACGAGACCUGAUGGCUUCAUUAUGAACAUGACAAGCCGGAUCAUUGCCAAGCUGGCCUGUUGGAGCAAGGAGUUGAUGGAUGGUGCUGAUCUUAAUUUAUACCUCUCUUGGCUUAAGGAUCAGCUAAGACAGCCAAACAAUGAGUACAUUCAGUCAGUUGCACGGUGUUUGCAGAUGAUGCUUCGUAUUGAUGAAUAUAGGCUGGCUUUUGUAACUGUUGAUGGAAUAUCUAAGCUUGUGACAGUGUUAGCUGGGAAAGGCAAUUACCAAAUCCAAUAUCAGCUGAUCUUUUGUAUUUGGGUCAUGACUUUCAAUGAAACUUUAGCUGAAAGAAUGCACAAAUUUAAUGUUAUUCCAAUACUCUCAGAUAUAUUAAGUGAAUGUCCAAAAGAAAAAGUAACAAGAAUAAUAUUGGCAACAUUAAGAAACCUGAUUGAAAAGCCAGAGGAGUUAAGCAUUAGCCGAGAUAAUGCCAUUGCCAUGGUGCAGUGCAAAGUGCUGAAGCAAUUGGACAUACUUCAGAGUCGCAGGUUUGAUGAUCCAGACAUUGUGGAAGAUUUAGAAUUCCUCAAUGAAAAGCUUCAGACAAGCGUUCAAGAUUUAAGCUCUUUUGAUGAAUAUUCUACAGAAAUUAAAUCAGGCAGAUUAGAGUGGAGUCCUGUGCACAACUCUGAGAAAUUUUGGCGAGAAAACACUCAUCGCUUGAAUGAAAAAAAUUAUGAACUAUUAAAGAUCUUAAUUUGUCUUCUUGAAAAUAGUAAAGAUCCUCUAGUCUUAAGUGUUGCAGCUCAUGAUAUUGGAGAAUAUGUACGCCAUUAUCCUCGUGGGAAGCAUGUAAUAGAAGGUCUAGGUGGUAAACAGCAAGUCAUGCAUCUGUUAUCACAUGAAGACCCUAAUGUUAGAUAUCAAGCAUUACUAUGUGUACAGAAACUUAUGGUUCAUAAUUGGGAGUAUCUGGGUAAACAGCUCGAGAAGGAGACUAGUCAGGCAGUUUCUGCAAAAGCUUAAAGAAACGCUCUUCGGUAGAGGAACCAUUUCAGUGUUUGGAUAGAGAAUAUAUUUAUUUAUAGCCCAGAUUUUGAGGUUUGCUUUUCCGCUCUUCUGAGCCGAUAUCGUGCUCAAGGCACCUUGAUCUAUACAUUCCAGAAAGCCAUGAUGUUACGUCAUGAAUGAUGGUAUUGUGUUAACUUUGUAGAUACUGGUAUUCGAUUCGCGAAUUAAUGUGGAACAUAUAUUGUUGAUUAUAAAUAAUUUUAAUAUUUGAUUCAGUGAUUUAUUUUGUUAUUGUUCGUAAUAAUUUCUCAAUCAUCUAAUGAGUACUCUGGCUGAUUUUAGACACCAUUUUUUGUUUAGAAUUUUUCAAUUCAUGGCAUGUUUUUAAUUUUUGUUAUUCUGAGUAUAGUUGUGUUUUAUGGAACAUUGAAAACCACAAAUUUUACUGUAUAAAUAUGAGCAUAAGUACAAAGAUGGUUUAGAAAAUUGAAUUUUCAGUUUUGGUAAAAACUCAUCAGAAAUCUGUGCAGGACUGUUUUAAACUAAUUUUUUAAUUGCAGGUUUCAUCUUUCAAUAACUCCUAUUGAAAUAAUAAAUCAAACUUAUUUUAUAACAAAAGAUAAAUUAUUAAACAUUCUUUAUUGUUGAAAUGAAAUGCUGUGAUGCUGUAUUUUAUUGAUUAUAAGCUAAAUAAAAUUAGUAAAAUAGUUUUGAGCACAAAUAGAUAUAAUGUACUUUUGUAUCUACAUAUAUUUAAAUAAGUUAAUAGUAGUUUGGACUUAAGCAACAUUUAAGUUUUUAUCCAAAAGUAAAAGUAAGAUUCUGUUCUGUAUGAAUCCUUAUAUUUUUUGAGGUUAAUUGUUCAAAGAAGUUGCAUGUUUUGAAGUUGAAAAUAAAUCAUGACACUUGUUAUGAUUAUGAUCCAUAUAAUUGUAGAUGUUUAACUACUUCUUGUAAUAUUUUUAAUUACAUCAUCAGUACUAAUAUAUUUCAUCUAAUUAAACAUUUGUAAACAAAUGUAAUGCUUUCAUACUCAUUUUCUGGUAUGCACUUUCCUCUUCGGUACAGUAAUGUUAAAGGCAUUGAUUUUGGGUUUUCUCAUAGUUGUCAUUUGUAUUGUUAUUACUCUAUUUUUAAAUAUAGCUAGAAAUUUCAAAUAAUGUGUACAGUUAUUUUUUUGCAGCCGACUAGUUCAAAUAAAAAAAGUUAGGAUGUAUUUAAAAACUAAAGCAUGAUCGAAAUUAACUCAAUAGUUUUAAUAUAAUAUACAUUUUUGUAUUAUGUAUUUCUCAUAUGCAUUAAGUAACAAGUUAUAGAAAUUUGGUUGAUGUUUUAUAAAAUAAGUUCAUUUUUCAACAAACAUCUUUCGAUUUCUGAGCCUCUGGCUAUUAUGUAAAUGUUUUAUGCAAUUAACUUAUUUUAUACAAAGCCUCAUAAAAGUAAAAAUUUUGUUAUCUGGUAUUUCAAACUGUGAGCUGGUUCAGUGUUCAUACUUUGGUCUGUUGUUGAACAGAAAGAGUUCAAAAUUAUGUGUUAUUAAAAAAACAACUAUUCCAAUGUAUUCCAGACUGUUAAAAUAAAAUGCUUUCGA